CUCGUGCCGUGACCGUGAACACCACAAAAGGGAUCAAGAACCAAGGAAGGCUGUCAUUCCACCCAGCACAGCUCUAGUUUGGGGAUGGCAUGAACUCCUUAUUGUUGAAACUGCGAAUCGCAUUUUGAAAUCACUGCGACCUUCUGGGUAUCAGCCUCUGCUGAACGCUGGUCACCCAAGGACCACUUAUGCGACCUUUUUCUCUAGAUGCAAAAGCCCGCUCAUAUUAGUCACACUGCGUCGUCAGCGCGAACCAGCCCUACAAUAAUCUUGAUACAGCUCCCUGUUUACCUUCCCGGUUGAUCUUGAUGAGGUUCUCCGGAUGCGCGACAAUACGCUCAGUCUCGUGGAAAAGCGCGAAGGAUUCCGCUCAGCGUUUCAAGUCGGGUAUCAUUCCCAGCGCCAAACACUUAACCAAGAUUUGAUUCGUUUGCUUCUGACGAUUUCAAGCUGAGCGGCUCGGAUCUCAGGGUAGGAAACACGCACAGAUAGCCAAGAGCGUUUACACGUUGUUUAGCAUUUCGACCACGAUUUCUGAACGCACCUGCCAAAACAUGCGUCUAUAAUCACAUUCGAGGGAAGGAUUCAGGAAGAAUCACCGAAGAGAUUUCCACAUGUGGCUUAUUGGCUUUAUUUCGAUACGCUACAUUCUCAAACUCGAACCUUGUUAGGAGGCAAUCCUUCGCUUCAUAGUUCCAGCCCCGUUUUUCAAGUGAUGAGUAUAUAAUGUACAAUAGGAACGGCACAAGUUGAUAUUGACAGCUCUCCUUUCCAUUGGCUUCAUCAAAUUUUUAGUCUGCAAGAAAUCAUGUCGUUUCCCUUCAACCCCCAUAAAGCAGCUGGAGCACUUCGCUCCUUGACUUCUCAAUCGUUUUCUGAACAAGAUACACUCGAAGGUCUGUUAGGGGCUGACACGAACGAACUGCUUAAUCUUGUCGAUCAACUUCGGCGGAAAGGCAUCCAUGAAGAAGUCCCACUUCCGCAGAUCAUAGUGGUUGGAGACCAGUCGAGUGGCAAAAGUUCAGUCCUGGAGGCUCUAUCACACCUUCAAUUCCCCCGUGGUGCAACUCUAUGUACCACGUUCGCCACCAAGCUAGCUCUACGGAAAAAGCAGACCACAAGCGUGCACGUUCAUAUCGUACCUGAUAAGUUUCGACCUGAGGCUGAGAGACAGCAACUCAAAUCCUGGGAGCCUGAUUCCACCGAAUUGAGCGAAUUUCAAAGUAUCGUUACGUCGGCAGGUAAACACAUCAGAAACUUCGGCCACGCCCAGAAAGACUCGUACUCAAACGAUGUUCUUCAUAUUGAAGUUUCUGGGCCUCGGUAUCCCCAGCUGACGCUAGUCGACCUACCAGGACUUACAAGACGCCCUAAUGAAAAUCAGAGUCCCGAUGACCCAGGAAAAUGCCGCGAGAUAGUUGAAAGCUACAUAGCCGACCCAAGCACAAUAAUCCUAGCUAUUGUCGACGCAUCUAUAGAGUUGGUUCGUCAGGACCCGUUCAACCUCAUCAAGAAGUAUGACGAAAACGGCAAUCGUACAAUCGGCGUUAUCACCAAACCCGACCGCGCAUCUCCAAGCAUCGUUGAAGACUAUAUGGACUAUGCGAGAAACACGAAGCUUCCUCUUAAGUACGGGUGGCAUGUACUUAGAAAUCGUGAUGAGGAGUCUGAGGACUGGUCAUCAGAGCAACGUGAUAUUGCCGAAGCCUCCUUUUUUAGGACCAGCAGGUGGGGUGCGUUGGAAGCUACACAGUUGGGUGCCAAUUCCUUGAGAACAGCAUUGAGUCAACACCUGGAACAAAAAAUUCGGGAUAUUCUGCCUACGAUGAUCCCGAAAAUCCAGAGCACUUUAAAAAGCCUGAAGACGCAGCGGGAUGUACUUGGUCCUCCUAGGACCUCAGUUGAUGAACAAAGACGUCAUCUCAACAGAAUUGCUGACGAUUUCACAAGCUAUAUUAGGCGAGGAAUGGAAGGCAGGGCCGAUCCGGAGCUCAAGCUCAUAGAAUACACUGGCUUCUCCACGCUUCGUUCCAACAUCAAUUCUCUGAACAAUUAUUUUAUAAACGAACUCCGAAGUCAACCAUUCAGUAGCAUGGUUCUAGGCCCUCCAGAAAAUGUUUCAGAUCCACUUUCCGCAGUUAGGGACUUUACAAUUUCUGAUGAAACAUUUCAAGAAGUGAAGCUGAUUCACCAAAUCAAUCAGCCUAUCGGUUCUCAACGUGGAGUUGUAGACAGGAAUAUCUUGUCAUCUGUGCUUCUUCAACGCGUGAUUAAUUCAGGUGAAGGUUCGUGGAAGGACAUUGCCGAAAAGCAUAUCCAAAAUGUUUGUGAAGCUGUGGCGAAACAUGUGCGGGCGAUCGUGGAUUAUACCGCAGGAAACGAAACAGCAACGAACUUACAGCUUUACCACAUAGACGAUGAACUUGCCAAGAAGAAUGAGCUUCUUCAGGAAAAGCUCUCGGAGCUGUUGAAGCCAAUACAACAGAACUGGGGGUCUUCUACUUUAAACCUCUUGUGGGACGCCCCACAUCGAAGCUUGAAGUCUAGUGUAGCAAGGGCGAACGUGGGAAAGUCUUCAGGUGACGUGGAAAGUGACUAUGAACUAGCAAUAAGGGAGACAGCAUUACACUACGUGAUUAUGCUCGGCAGCUUUUUGGACAAUGUUAGCCUCCUCGUUGUCGAAAUGAACAUGAUUCAAGAUCUUCCAAAUCUCUUCAAUGCUAGUGGAGUUGCCAAAAUGAGCAAGGAAAAGCUACACAUCCUUGCUGCGGAACCGGGCGUCCAACAGCAUCGACGCAAUCAACUGGACAGUAAGAUUGACGACCUUGAGCAGUCCAUCAAGCUAUGCCGCGAAUAUGCGCUCGGUGCUUACAAGACAGCCUCGAAAAGGUCGGCAGAUGCUAAACUGGGAGGAUACGUUCACGAUUAUCGCUUCCGUGCAAGUCCCCUUCCACUGGACUCUGAUGAAGUGACCCUCUCACCGCAACCUAUUCAGUCAAAUUUAACUUCUUCGGAGGCCAAAUUAGCAGUGGAGCAUGGAACCAAAGACUCCGUCAAAACAUCUCUGAGAGGCAUUGUGUCGACAGACAACAAGGAUGACUGUCAUUCCUCAUCAUCUGACACCUCAAAUUUAUCGUCAAGUAACAUAGUUUAGUCCACAACUCAAGGCGUUCAUUGUCAGAACAACAAAGAAAUUUGAUGUGAAUUAGUUGUCGA
Verruconis gallopava is the source of this 3216-nucleotide messenger RNA. RefSeq lists its product as uncharacterized. The transcript has 2 exons. Bases 809 to 3154 code for a protein of 781 amino acids. Gene Ontology annotation, molecular function: microtubule binding; GTPase activity; GTP binding. NCBI's taxonomy places the organism in Eukaryota, Fungi, Ascomycota, Dothideomycetes, Venturiales, Sympoventuriaceae. Gene Ontology annotation, cellular component: microtubule; cytoplasm; membrane. The record is from RefSeq and is a predicted model, not a curated record.